Molecule: messenger RNA, 2271 nt
Organism: Drosophila yakuba
Lineage: Eukaryota; Metazoa; Arthropoda; Insecta; Diptera; Drosophilidae
Gene: RhoGAP68F
Product: rho GTPase-activating protein 68F
Exons: 7
Coding region: 473-1732 (419 amino acids)
Biological process (GO): small GTPase-mediated signal transduction; negative regulation of endocytic recycling
Cellular component (GO): cytoplasm
Molecular function (GO): GTPase activator activity
Source: RefSeq, a predicted model, not a curated record
UUUCUGCAGCACUACUGGGCUCGCCAAACCAAAAGUUUAUCAUCACUAACCAUCGACAAAAACAACGUCGUCUGGUAGUAUAAAAUUAACGAAGAUUUUUUCCCGUACUGAUAAAAGCCGCAUACAUUCUACAUGCCAAUAAUCGAGCCCAACGACUGACUGUGAGCCACGUCCUGCGUCACCGCUAGUAUUCCAAUCACAUCGAACGGUUAGCACCUGAAUCCGCUGAAUCCACUGAAUCCACCUCCACCUCAUCGUGCCCACCCGCCAUGGACUCUCAUUCGCGUUUCGCACCGAGAUUACCAGGCCGUCAAAAUACUUAACUGAAAGCAUUACUUGUCCCGCCAUCAAUCCGAUCGUCGAUAACUCGGAUGAGCCCCAACCCAGUCUCUCCGAUCUGCACGACUUUGAGCCGAAGCUAGAGUUUGAUGAUACCGAGCUGCUGGCCCCAUCUCCCCUAGAAAAAGAUGUUAUGGUCGGUGAUUUCGUUCUGGCCGAAGAUCCAGAACUUGAACCAGAGGAAGAUGUAAAUCCGCUGGAGGACGACUUCGAGGACCAACUCAGGGAACAGUCUGAAAACUUUCAGGCCCCCAGAAACAAGUGCGAUUUCCUGGGAACCGAUAAGCAGGGUCGUCACAUCUUCGGCAUUUAUGCAUCCCGCUUUCCCGAAAAGUCUCAGCUGGAAGGAUUUGUGCGAGAAAUCAUCAAGGAGAUCGAACCGUUUGUGGAGAACGACUACAUUUUGGUAUAUUUCCAUCAAGGACUCAAAGAGGACAACAAACCAUCCGCACAGUUUCUGUGGAACUCGUACAAAGAACUCGAUCGCAACUUCCGGAAGAACCUGAAGACGCUGUAUGUGGUUCAUCCGACGUGGUUUAUACGGGUCAUCUGGAACUUCUUUAGCCCCUUCAUCAGCGACAAGUUCCGCAAGAAGCUAGUCUACAUCUCCAGCUUGGACGAGCUGCGCCAGGCGCUCGGCCUGAACAAGCUGAAGCUGCCAGACAACAUCUGCGACCUGGACGACAAACUGAACCCCAGCCGGAAGCCAUCGACACCGCCGCCCAGCAGCAGUAUAAAUGCAUCCCGGCAGCAGCAGCACAAAAUGGCGACGACGCAUCAAUUUGGUGUGCCCCUGAAAUUCAUCGUGAUGAACAGUCCGUGCUUAAACUCCAUUCCGCCAAUUGUGCGCAAGUGCGUGGACUCGCUGUCCAUAACGGGCGUGAUCGAUACGGAGGGCAUAUUCCGUCGAUCAGGCAAUCACUCCGAGAUUAUGGCGCUGAAGGAGCGCGUCAACCGAGGCGAGGAUGUAGAUCUAAAGAGCGUGAAUGUCCACGUUAUAGCCGGCCUGCUGAAGAGUUUCCUGCGCGAUCUCGCCGAGCCGCUGCUGACCUUCGAGCUGUAUGAGGAUGUGACCCGAUUCCUAGACUGGCCCAAGGAAGAGCGUUCGAGGAACGUGACGCAACUGAUACGCGAAAAACUGCCAGAGGAGAACUAUGAACUGUUCAAGUACAUUGUAGAUUUCCUGGUCAAGGUAAUGGACUGCGAGGAUCUCAACAAGAUGACCUCCUCCAACCUGGCCAUCGUGUUCGGUCCCAAUUUCCUGUGGUCGCGCAGCACCAGCACCUCCCUGGAGGAGAUCGCUCCCAUCAAUGCUUUCGUCGACUUUGUGCUGCAGAACCAUAAGGACAUCUACCUGAUCGACGUCAAUCAGCGCACAGUGUCCGUCGACUAACGACUGGCCAGCCACCAACAAGUCCGUAAUUGUAAAUUGUUUGAUUUUAAUGUUAGUCCUAAGUGAACCAAUGGUUAGCUAAUGAGAGCACACAAAACGCAACAGAAACUAGAGCUGAAGGCAAUGUCGUGUAUAAAGUGUACUGUAAUCCUAAGUUCAAUUUUAAACUGUGUGUAUGUGUGGAACUGCUUGUAGCCCCAACUCCACGCCAACUCUCUCCCCCCAAUCACAAUUAUUUACCCCCAAUAAGCGCUUAAUACGAUUGAUUUACCAAAGAAAUUGCUUGUGUUCGCUCAGCGACGAACAGAAGAGAAAUUCGAUAUGAGAUGUUAUUAUUAUACUACGUAUUAAUCCAACGCACAUUCCCCCAAAACCGAAAACAAAUCUUGGUUGCGUUGCUGAAUGCACAUGCCACGCACAAGUGGAGUUGUGGCGAACUCAAAAAUCGUACUGUGUAGAGUCUUGAAUUUCCUUAUAGUCAUACAAACAAUUUUUAUAAAAUAACGAUAUUGUUAAAAAUAAAGCAAGUGUUAAAACAA